Messenger RNA from Moneuplotes crassus, 3303 nucleotides. Lineage: Eukaryota; Ciliophora; Spirotrichea; Euplotida; Euplotidae. The record is from the annotation of a GenBank genome assembly.
CAAAAUGGAAGUUUACAAUAGCACUGGAAACGUCAAGAAGUUCUUCAGGAACUCACAGGUGACCUUUAAGAAAGGCCCUCCUUCUAGGAACAGAUACUCAGUGAUAGAUGGACUCAGAACACAAACUUUUAACUCGAAGAAGUUAAAGAAAAUUACGACAAUUAAGCCUAAGAAGCUGUUUAAAAUCACAAAUGAAAGUUUUGUCAACCAAAAGAAUUCGUAUCGAGAGAAUAUUCCUAAGAGGCGGAAUCUCUCAAUUGAACCAAAGAAGAAGAAAACAGUACUAUUCAAAGCACCAAAUCAUGAAGUUGGCAAAUAAUGUACGCUUUUGUGAAACUAAGAAGAGUGUAUCAAGAAAGGAAGAUAACCCCUUAAGUACUCUUCAAAAUCAUCAAAAGAAGGAAGGAUCUGGAUUUUCCAAUAAUAAUUUCCUAGCUAGUUACCUCCAAAGAAGUGAGAAGAAACUUCAAGAGUGUGAGAUAGACUACAUCAAAGACAUGCUAGACGAUAAUUUUCACGAUGAUGUCAUUCAGGAGAAGCCAGACACACUCCCAGAGAGAUACGUUGGAAAAGGAGCUUUACAAGAGUAUUAUAAAUAAAUAUCAGAGGUUCACAAAACAUUCAGACCGGGUGAAAGCUUCUCCUACCACCCAGUACUUGUCAAAGAUGUAUGAUUCCAAAAUGCCAGCUCCUGCCAUACCUCUGAUCAAGAGAAAAGGCAGCCAAGAUGAACUGAACCUCAAGAAUUUAAACUUAGGAAAGCACCAUAUUUCAGCUCUUAGUAGCUCAGUCCAAGGAUUGGAGUUAAAAUAAUGUGAUUUUGUCAGGAAUCAAGAAUAACGAGCAAGGAGUUUCAGAUAUGUUUGACAACUUACCCAAAGGAGUCCAGACUCUUGACGUCUCGGACAGUUGAGUAGGCUCAAAGAGCUUAGAUAAUCUCUUCUUUUGGAUGAAGAAUGGAUAUAAGAAAGCAACAUUACGCCUGAGAUGAUUGGAUCUCAGUAACAAUAAAAUUCCAGAUGAGUCUGGGGAAGCAUUUUUUAAAAAGAUUAUAUGAAUCGACACUAAGAUUAAGUCGUUAAAUUUAAGCAAAAAUUGGCUAGGGAGUAAAACUAUGUCUCAAAUGGCAGAAUGGGUAGAAGGUAACCCUACUUUGGAAGUUUUGAACCUUGGAUGGAAUCGGAUUCCUGAAUCAGCGGCAGUUUCAUUUUUAAAAGCAAUCUCUUCCAUAUCAAUCAGAGACCUUAAUUUAGCCUAUAACAAGAUAGGUGUGAGUGGUUCAACUAUUGCUGUUGAGGCACUUGCUGAGCUAGCAAAUGAAGGGUCACUUAGACAUCUAGAUAUUAGCUAUACAAAUCUAGAUAAAGAGCAAUGAAAGCUGUUUGGUGAGAAGAUCGAAAACAAUCAUACACUAUUUGGACUUCAUAUUCAGGGUAACCAAUGCUAUAUUGAUUCACAUGGGUUUAUUAGGCAGGAUAAUCAAACCCAGAUGAUGAAGUACUGUGAUUCAACUUUAAUGUUCCCUCAAUCUGUGAAUGGACGUUCACCAGUGGUGAAUCUUCAAUCAAAAGGCCAGUUUGUAUAUGAGACAAAAUGCUGGGUUUGUGAAGGUUGGACAGAGAAAAGAUUUGUCAUCAAAAGUGGAAGAUCUAUGAUAAAUCUCUCAGACCCUGUGUAUAUUCACUUCAAAUUUAAUAACUACGAGGCAGAGUUUAUGAAAAAAAUUCCAAAUAAGAGCACCGGUCAAGCAACAUAUGAGUAUAUAUGAAUGGUACCUCCUGGACGGAACAAAUAUUUCUUCACCUCAAACAAAUAUCAGUACUUUGCUCGCGAUCACCUCAUCUGAAGAGAAAGGUUGGUUGUGCCAGAAAUACAGGUUUAUGACCAGAAGAAAUCCUUUGUCAUGAAUAAGUACAACUAUGUUAUCUGAGACCAAGAAGCAGUCCUUAAUGAAAAGUAUGAGUCAACUCUUGAGCAUUGCUUCCCCAGACAAGAGAAAGGUUUCUAUGUCCCACUGAAUCUUGGAGUGGAGAGACCUCCCUGGAAAUUUGAAGAAUCCCUCUUCGCUUCUUACCAACCUGAUACGAGGGAUUUGAUGGAUUGCAUUUUUGAGUGUGACUGGAAUAUGAUUUCAAGCAAGAAGUUCAAAGCUCCUGAAGAGGAAGCAGGGAUCAAACAAGUUUUCAAAGACAAUUAUUGGAAAAUUAGGGAUAUUUAUAGGUACCAAGCUGCUCUUGGCACUGGUAUUGGAUCCACUCCUUUUGCAAUUUCGUUGAACCAGUUCACUGACUUUAUCAAAUCUACCGGAAUUUUGAGUAUCAAAGGAAUCACUCAGAGCGACAUUGAUAUGAUCUUUAUUAUUUUAAACAAGAGAUAUAAAAAGACAGAUCUAAACCCAGGAAAUGCUAUCAUCAGAUUCCAGUUCCUUGAGGCUUUACUGAAACUGAGUCAGAAGAAGGCAAGCACUGAGAAAAAUACUGAAGAGACUAUCAGAGAUUUUAUUGAGAAUAGUGUUCUUACAACUCAUAAACGAUGACUUGCUCAAGAAUGGAGAGAGAAGAAUUACUGGAACGAGUUUGUGGACAAUAUCUAUAAAGCUCAUGAAGACUUACUCAAGGAACUUUAUAGUCGGUAUUCCGGAGCUAAGUCGCUUCCUGGGCAACCAAAGUUUAUGGAUAAUUCAGAAUUUGAACAACUUUUCAAUGAUUCUGCCUUGCAGAAUAAUCAGAUUUCUAAUAGAGAAGUUAACUUAUGCUUCUUCUUCUCUAUGCAAAGUCAAGUUGAUGAAGUUGAGUCCAAGAAGUUUACAGAGAUGACCUACAUCGAAUUUCUAGAAGCAUUAGCAAGAUUAGCUGAUGCAGUUUCUUUGCCUCCACCAACAGAGGAUUAUAAAAUCAAAUACAAAUUAUUAGUAGAGACUAAAAAGACACUGAGAGCUUCUUCAUCUAUUCGACCAUCUGUCUCAGACUCCUCUUCAGAAGAAGAGGAGAAAAAUUUCUAUGAAAUGGACCUAGUAGACCGCUUAGAGCAGCCAUUGCAUAAGAAAAUUGAAAAUAUUUUGCCUAAUCUCCUGCUCAAUUGAACCUCGAUGAGAUUCUUGAAGCAAUGGACUUGGCCUGUAAAGCAUCCUGAAUACGAUCUGUAUGAAAAUAAGAAGUAUAAGGUCAACGUGAUUAAGAAAAUAAUGGCUAGAAGAGUUAGCAGGCUGUUCUUCCACAAGCUAGGGAUCAAGAAGAUAGUAGACAACGCUGUGAAGAAGAACCGAAAUUUGUUAUCUAUCUAGUUGAGUACCUUUUAAUUCAA